UUGUCUUUGAUUCAACAGUUAACCAUGUGCUGACUCAUUAUUAAACUAAACCCUAAAUCUCUUCUCCUCUGCACUCUGUGAGGUGAUUCAAACUUGGAAGCUUCGUGGUGGGUUUUUUGCAUCUCUGCUUCGGUUUAGAAAUCAGAUUCUUUGAAUAACUAUAGGAGCUAGUCGUUUGUUUUUGUUUCCCUGAGGUGUUCCUUUUGUUUUCGCUUUCGAUUUGGCUUUCACCCUCGUUAUUUUUUAUGAUCUGGUAAAGUUAGAUCCUCUUUUCUUUUGUCGUUUUAGCUGUUUUUAACAUUGAUUUUAUGUGUAUAUAUGCUUCGUGUGAGUUUUGAUAAGUUUUGUAGACCGAAGCUUACAACAAAUUUGUAUGUUGAUUCAGCAAAUUUCUUGUUGCCUAUUUUCUUCCUUCAGUUAGCAUUAGAUUUCAAAAUUUCGUUUCGCUGCAUGGAGUGGACGUGUAAGUUUUCAGUUGAGCUCUUCGGAGACAGUACAAAAACGCUAAAACUCAUGAAUGUUAAUUAUGACGUAUAAGAAUAUUUGUUUGGAGAACUAGCUAGUCAUUUAAUUUGCUCAUAUAUAUUUCAUUACUUUGGAAGUUGAUGCUUAAUUGCUCUUCGACUUAGAAGACUAGCUAGAUAUAUUCAUGUAUCUUUGCUUACAAGAGUUCGAUAAUAUCUUACGUAUAAAUUUGUAAACGUGUUGUCCAUCUCUGGCACAACUUAAUUGACAUGUCUGUGGGAGGAUCGCCUUUUUGUUCGAGGUACAAAAAGCCUAAGAGAAGUGUUUUUGUAGAUAAAUGGAGGAUCAUAAGCCGACGACUUUCACGUUUGAGAUAGAUAACUUCUCAGAGAAGGAAACUGUAAUUUCAUCCCCAACAUUCUCAAGUGGAGGCUGCCAAUGGUAUGCAAAUGUUUAUCCCAAAGGAAAUGGUAUUGAAGAUCACUUGGCUGUAUACCUCCAAGUUGCGAAUUAUGGAUCAUUGCAACUUGGAUGGAAAAGGCGAGCUAAAUUUUCCUUUGUUCUGUUGAAUCAAUCCGGCAAAGAAUUCUACAAAUCAACUGAAUUGUGCAAUCUAUACUGCGCUCAGGUUUCAGGAUGGGGUAUUCCAAAGGUCUUGACUCUCAAAAAGCUUAAAGAAAAAGGGUUCGUGGAGAAGAACAAACUGAUCGUUAAAGUCCAAGUACAAGUACUUGAAGUUGUUAAUGAGGCAGAAGUAACUGGGAACGAGACUAUGGAUGUCAAAGGUUUCCAAGUUCUUUAUUCUCAGGUUGUUCAAGUAAGUUGGAUUUUCGUGAAUCAUCCGGACAUUGCUUUGAAUUUCAAACCAAAGAGCCACUUGGUGAAGACAACAUACAUGAAUCUCCUCCUCAAGCUCAUCGAAAAACUGGACAAGCUUCCACAAAGCUUCUCUGAGACUGAGCUAAGAAACACUCGCACCGAGUUGGUCGAUCUAACAGAGACAGGGUUCAAGCUAGACUGGCUGAAGGAAAAGCUUGAUGAGAUUUCCUUGGAAUGGAAGAAAACAUCCGAGGCUUCCCGUAUCCAAGAACUUGAGCAACACAACAAGAAUCUCAAAGCUGAACUGAACAAGGAGAAGAUCAAAUCUGCUACUUCUGCUGCUAAAGUCUUAUGGUUGGAGCAGACGGUGUCAAAUCUCAAAACUAAGCAGAACAAGAAGCCGAAAUUAAGCCCCAACUAAUUCUCCUGCAAAUUUGGGAAUUUUUUUUUUUUGUUCGUUUAUCUCAGAGCUGAAGAUUAAAUCUACUAUGUGGUAAGUCCUAAAUUUUUAAUACAUUAAGAACUAUGCAAUUGGUGAUUGUUUAA
Molecule: messenger RNA, 1830 nt
Organism: Brassica napus (rape)
Lineage: Eukaryota; Viridiplantae; Streptophyta; Magnoliopsida; Brassicales; Brassicaceae
Product: MATH domain and coiled-coil domain-containing protein At2g42470
Exons: 4
Coding region: 803-1705 (300 amino acids)
Molecular function (GO): protein binding
Source: RefSeq, a predicted model, not a curated record